Molecule: messenger RNA, 3798 nt
Organism: Tupaia belangeri chinensis (Chinese tree shrew)
Lineage: Eukaryota; Metazoa; Chordata; Mammalia; Scandentia; Tupaiidae
Gene: NFATC3
Product: nuclear factor of activated T cells 3
Biological process (GO): regulation of transcription by RNA polymerase II; calcineurin-NFAT signaling cascade; cytokine production
Cellular component (GO): transcription regulator complex
Molecular function (GO): DNA-binding transcription factor activity, RNA polymerase II-specific; RNA polymerase II cis-regulatory region sequence-specific DNA binding; transcription factor binding
Source: RefSeq, a predicted model, not a curated record
GGCGAGGACGGGGCGCCGGCGCCGCCGCCCCCGGGCUCGCGGCCUGCAGAUCUUGAGCCAGAUGAUUGUGCAUCCAUUUACAUCUUUAAUGUAGAUCCACCUCCAUCUACUUUAAACUCACCACUUUGCUUACCACAUCAUGGAUUACCGUCUCACUCUUCUGUUUUGUCACCAUCGUUUCAGCUCCAAGCUCACAAAAACUAUGAAGGAACUUAUGAGAUCCCUGAAUCUAAAUAUAGUCCCAUAGGUGGCCCCAAACCAUUUGAAUGUCCAAGUAUUCAGAUUACAUCUAUCUCUCCUAACUGUCAUCAAGAAAUAGAUGCACACGAAGAUGACAUAAAUGACCCAGAAAGGGAAUAUUUGGAAAGGCCUUCUAGAGACCAUCUCUAUCUUCCUCUUGAUCCAUCCUACCGAGAGUCUUCCCUUAGUCCUAGUCCUGCCAGCAGCAUCUCUUCUAGGAGCUGGUUCUCAGAUGCAUCCUCUUGUGAAUCUCUUUCACAUAUUUAUGACGAUGUGGACUCGGAGUUGAAUGAAGCUGCUGCCCGAUUUACUCUUGGAUCCCCCCUGACUUCUCCUGGUGGUUCUCCAGGAGGCUGUCCUGGAGAAGAGUCCUGGCACCAACAGUAUGGACUUGGACAUUCCUUGUCACCUAGGCAAUCACCUUGCCAUUCUCCUAGAUCCAGUAUCACUGAUGAGAAUUGGCUGAGCCCCCGGCCGGCCUCAGGACCUUCAUCAAGGCCUACUUCCCCCUGUGGGAAACGGCGUCACUCAAGUGCUGAAGUGUGUUAUGCUGGAUCCCUUUCACCCCAUCACUCACCCGUUCCGUCUCCUGGUCAUUCUCCCAGGGGAAGUGUAACAGAAGAUACCUGGCUCAGUGGAUCAGGCCUUGGCCCAGCACUUUUUCCAUUUCAGUACUGCAUAGAGACUGAUAUCCCUUUGAAAACAAGGAAGACUUCAGAGGAUCAAGCUGCCAUAUCACCAGGAAAAUUAGAGCUCUCUUCAGAUGACCAAGGGAGUUUAUCACCAUCCCGAGAGACUUCAAUAGAUGAUGGCCUUGGAUCUCAGUAUCCUUUAAAGAAAGAUUCAUCUGGUGACCAGUUUCUUUCAGUUCCUUCACCCUUUACUUGGAGCAAACCAAAACCUGGCCAUACCCCCAUAUUUCGCACAUCUUCAUUACCUCCACUAGACUGGCCUUUACCAACUCACUUUGGACAGUGUGAACUGAAAAUUGAAGUGCAACCUAAAACUCAUCAUCGAGCCCAUUAUGAAACCGAAGGUAGCCGAGGGGCAGUAAAAGCAUCUACUGGGGGACAUCCUGUUGUGAAGCUCCUGGGCUUUAAUGAAAAGCCAAUAAAUCUGCAGAUGUUUAUUGGAACAGCAGAUGAUCGAUAUUUACGACCUCAUGCAUUUUACCAGGUGCAUCGAAUCACUGGGAAGACAGUUGCUACUGCAAGUCAAGAGAUAAUAAUUGCCAGCACAAAAGUUCUGGAAAUUCCACUACUUCCUGAAAACAAUAUGUCAGCCAGCAUUGACUGUGCAGGUAUUUUGAAACUCCGCAAUUCAGAUAUAGAACUUCGAAAAGGAGAAACUGAUAUUGGCAGAAAGAAUACUCGAGUACGGCUUGUUUUUCGUGUACACAUCCCACAGUCCAAUGGAAAAGUUCUUUCUCUCCAGAUAGCUUCUAUUCCUGUUGAGUGCUCCCAGCGGUCUGCUCAGGAACUUCCUCAUAUUGAGAAGUACAGCAUCAACAGUUGUUCUGUAAAUGGAGGUCAUGAAAUGAUUGUGACUGGAUCUAAUUUUCUUCCAGAAUCUAAAAUAAUUUUUCUUGAAAAAGGACAAGAUGGACGACCUCAGUGGGAGGUAGAAGGAAAAAUAAUCAGGGAAAAAUGUCAAGGGGCUCACAUUGUCCUUGAAGUUCCUCCAUAUCAUAACCCAGCAGUUACAGCUGCAGUGCAGGUGCACUUUUAUCUUUGCAAUGGCAAGAGGAAAAAAAGCCAGUCUCAACGUUUUACUUAUACACCAGUUUUGAUGAAGCAAGAACACAAAGAGAUUGAUUUGUCUUCAGUUCCAUCUUUGCCUGUGCCUCAUCCUUCCCAGACCCAGAGGCCUUCUUCAGAUUCAGGGCACCCACAUGACAAUGUACUGUCAGCACAGAGAAGCUUGGUUUGUCCCAUCCAGCAAACAUAUGCAACCAUGGUAACCUCAUCCCAUCUGCCACAGUUGCAGUGUAGGGAUGAAAGUGCAAGUAAAGAACAGCAUAUGAUACCUUCUUCAGUUGUGCACCAGCCUUUUCAAGUGACACCGACACCUCCUGUGGGAUCUUCCUAUCAGCCUAUGCAAACUAAUUUUGUGUACAACGGACCAACUUGUCUUCCUAUUAAUGCUGCCUCUAGUCAUGAAUUUGAUUCAGUUUUGUUUCAGAAAGCAACUCUUCCUACUUUAGUAAAUCUUAGCUGUCAACCACUGUCCUCCAUACAAUUUCAUUCUUCAAAUUCAGGCUCAACAGGACAUCUCUUAGCACAUACACCUCAUUCUGUGCAAACCCCAUCUCACCUUCAGUCAGUGGGAUACCGUUGUUCAAACACAGGACAAAGAUCUCUUUCUUCUCCAGUGGCUGACCAAGUCACAGGUCAGCCUUCUCAGUUACACCCUAUCACAUUUGGUCCUUCACAUUCAGGGUCUGCUACCACAGCUUCCCCAGCAACCUCUUGUCCCAUAGCUAGUUCACCACUUUCUGGACCACCAUCUCCUCAGCUGCAGCCUAUGCCUUACCAGUCUCCUAGCUCAGGAACUGCCUCAUCACCAUCUUCAGCCACCAGAAUGCAUUCUGGACAGCAUUCAACUCAAGCACAAAGUACAGGCCAGGAAGGUCUUUCUGCACCAUCAUCCUUAAUAUGUCACAGUUUGUGUGAUCGAGCUUCGUUUCCACCUGAUGGGGCAACUGUGACUAUUAAACCUGAACCUGAAGAUCAGGAACCGAAUUUUGCCACCAUUGGUCUACAGGACAUCACUUUAGAUGAUGUAGUGAUCUUGUCUUCUUUGACACAGACCAGUUUAUGUCUGACUUGGAACACCAGCCAUCAGGCUCAGCAGAAAAAUGGCCUAACCACAGUGAGCUCUCAUGUCCAGCUCCUUUCUGGAGAAUCUAGAGGUGAACGAGAUAAUUGGGAGAGACAUGUCCCAGAUUUCUGUUUCCCAAGGAACAGUGGGGAGCAGGCAGAUUCCCCUCCUGGAUCCUGAGUCCUUGGAUUUAGGAAGAUCCGACGUGCUCUGAGUGCUCACUGCAGCCUUGUGUCUACCACCAACUUCUCAGCAUGUUUCUGUCCCUGGACCUCGUGUUUCCAACUGUGUGGCCAUCAGGACUGGUGCCAGGCAUUGGACUCACCAUUUGUGGAGAAAACAGCAUUCUCUACCUUGGGCCUAGGGUAGAUUUUGUAAAGAAUAGGAGCAGCCUAGGCUGCUUGAGCUUUGGGAAAUGAGCUUUGCUUUUUAUAUUUAAAUAGGAUACUUUUAUAUGAUGGGUGCUUUCGAGCGUGAAUGCGGCAGGCUCUCCAUUUCAGAGGUGCUGCUUUUGCAGGUUACCUGGUUGCUUUGCUAGGAUUAGUGUUUGUACUGCUUUUUGGUCAUUUGAAGGGCCCUUUAGUUUGAUGAUAUUUUUAAAAUAGGAACUUUUGAUAAAACUUUCCAGAGGCAAAAAAAAGUUUAAAAAAAUAUCCCAAGCCCACACCUAUGCCACAGAAAUUCAGCAUGUGUCCUGAAGCCUUUCGUAGAUUCAUAGGAAAUAAAGCCAAAUGUAGC